AUGGGUAACGUCAUCUAUGGAGUGAACCAUUUUGGAGUGACACAGAAAGAACAAAUAACACCAACAAUGGAAACCAAGUCCAGAAGGCAGCUGGAAAUAGAACGCCUGGUACAAACGGUGAGUCCAGCUGCAGGUGAACAUCCUCUUCAGUACAACUACACGUUCUGGUUCAGUAGGAGAACUCCCAGUCGUCCAGCGAGUUCACAGAGCUACGAACAAAACAUCAGACAGAUCGGAACUGUGGCAUCGGUGGAGCAGUUUUGGAAGUUUUACAGUCACCUCGUGCGUCCAGGUGAUCUGAGCGGACACAGUGACUUCCACUUGUUUAAGGAGGGAAUCAAACCCAUGUGGGAGGAUGAAUGUAACCGCAGUGGAGGGAAAUGGAUCAUUCGUCUACGUAAAGGUCUCGCCAGUCGCUUCUGGGAAAACAUCAUUCUCGCUAUGGUGGGCGAGCAGUUCAUGGUGGGAGAGGAGAUCUGUGGAGCAGUGGUCUCUAUACGCUUCCAGGAGGACAUCUUGUCGAUCUGGAACAAAACGUCUAACGAUCAGACGACGACAUCCAGAAUCAGAGACACGUUGAGACGAGUCCUGAACCUUCCAGCGAACACCAUCAUGGAGUAUAAGACCCACAACGACAGCCUCAGGGACAACUCGAGCUUCAGAAACACAAAGAUUUCCCUCUGAAGACCCUGACGUCCAAUCAGGACAAAGAUGUGUGUGUGUUUGUGCUGUGGAUGUGUGUGCGUGCGUGUGCGCUGUGUGCGUGUUCAGUGUGUGUGUGUGUCUGUCUGUGUGUGAAGAACAUCAAAAUAGUUUGUUUUGAACAUAAAUAUGAAAAUGACUUGAGAAAUAAAAAACAAGAUGAAACAUCAGGUGUCAU
This is a messenger RNA of Paralichthys olivaceus (Japanese flounder), 880 nucleotides long. Lineage: Eukaryota; Metazoa; Chordata; Actinopteri; Pleuronectiformes; Paralichthyidae. The record is from RefSeq and is a predicted model, not a curated record.